Hypoxylon trugodes is the source of this 967-nucleotide messenger RNA. RefSeq lists its product as uncharacterized. The transcript is spliced from 2 exons. The record is from RefSeq and is a predicted model, not a curated record. NCBI's taxonomy places the organism in Eukaryota, Fungi, Ascomycota, Sordariomycetes, Xylariales, Hypoxylaceae. Bases 311 to 838 code for a protein of 175 amino acids.
ACGACAUCCCACGUGUCCUAAAGGUAACUAACCCCUAUCGAAUCCGGGCAUCUCAUGCCUACCUACUAUAACCGAAGCUGAUAAGAGAAAACAGAUGCGCUGGUCCGGCGAAAUAGCCUAGGUAAUAACAUCCAUCCUCCUAAAAUUCACCGUCGGCAUAUUCCUCUGGCGCAUAUCCCCGCAACGCUGGCAAAAAGUCAUCAUCUUCACCAUUCUCACGACCUGCCUAGUAUACGGCCUCGUAUACGCAUGCAUAGCCGCGCUCCAAUGCCAACCCGUAUCGUACUACUGGUACCGCUACACAACCCCCAUGCGCGGGAAAUGUAUCCCCGGAAACGUGGUUAUGGGCGCGACGUACACCGCCGCAGCGAUAAACGCGCUGGGGGAUUGGGUGUUGGGUUUGCUGCCGAUUGCGUUGGUGAGGAAGUUGGAGUUGUCGAGGAGGAGUAAGGUGCUUGUUUCUUGUACCCUGGCUUUGGGGUCUGUCGCUUCGACAGUGACGAUCGUUCGUAUCCCGUAUUUCUGGCAACUUACUCGGACAAACGACAUCGUGCACGACUUCGCAGACCUCUCGAUCUGGUCGACGGUGGAGAACGGACUCGGCCUCGUCGCAUCUUCGAUUGCGACUCUACGCCCAUUGUUUAGGAUAAUGUUCAAGAGCUCAAGAACAGGGAUAUCAUCGCCGCCGCCGCGAUACUCGCCGUAUUUGUGGAGAAGAUCGGGGAGAGCGUCGAUACAACGUGGAACGGCAGACGAGAGUCCGAUGCACUACAGGAUGCAAGAGUAUAACUCUAGUAAGGCGAGAGCACGGGGUAAGGAGGAUUCGGGAUUAGGGUGAAUGGAUACGUAUAUAGAAUAGGGUAAUUUACGAACGAAUCAUCUGUGGACUGACUUCACUUGUCGUUCUUAUGAGUGGUGUACCUAAGUAGGGCUAUUCUUGGUAUCAAGAACGAAGGUAUUGCUUCCC